Molecule: messenger RNA, 671 nt
Organism: Drosophila virilis
Lineage: Eukaryota; Metazoa; Arthropoda; Insecta; Diptera; Drosophilidae
Product: transcription factor Ouib
Biological process (GO): regulation of transcription by RNA polymerase II
Cellular component (GO): PcG protein complex; nucleus; chromatin
Molecular function (GO): RNA polymerase II cis-regulatory region sequence-specific DNA binding; zinc ion binding; DNA-binding transcription factor activity, RNA polymerase II-specific
Source: RefSeq, a predicted model, not a curated record
UUGUAUCUUUUUAAUACAAAAUACAAUUAUCUCCGAUUUUCUGCUCUUCUCAAAACAUUACUCAAAUUUGCUUUGGAUAUGCAGUUUCUGCUUUUAUAAUGAAGAGCAAUUUACUUGCCAUCUUUGUUUUAACCACACUUGUGUGUGGCACGCGGGCUACCCUUGGUGGCAAGGCAGUACUCAAGGAAAAGGAUAUGAUGAGAAAGAUUGUAUUCGACAAAAAGACACCAGAUGUGUUUUAUUGUCCAAUGCAGAAGCCCUCUUCGAUGAACAAAAUUAUUGUCACUGCUCGGCCCCUACACAAGUUGUGCGAAUACGAAGGAAACCCAUUGCCAGCUGAAUAUAAAUCUGACUGUUAUAUGGAUAUUGAUGAAUCGGAUUAUGCAUGCAAGGAGAAAUAUAGAAUUAUGAUGCGUAAAUUUCCCCCAGGCAGCGAAGAGCCGUUCAACGGUGCCCGUCUAAAGCGAUUCAUGACUUAUAACAAGGAGCUCGUCUGAGCCGAGGGUAUUAUAUGCACAUGUGAGAGAGCACUAUUCAUUUUGGGACCUGAUUCUAAGCUGGUUUUAAAUAUCGAUCGAUUAACUAACAGAAAGAAAAUUAUAAUUUAAGUGAACCGAUUAGUUAAUAAAGAUUGGCUUUUAUAUACUUGCCUAAACAAACGCUCGCCCGUA